Messenger RNA from Aspergillus steynii IBT 23096, 783 nucleotides. RefSeq lists its product as uncharacterized. NCBI's taxonomy places the organism in Eukaryota, Fungi, Ascomycota, Eurotiomycetes, Eurotiales, Aspergillaceae. The record is from RefSeq and is a predicted model, not a curated record. The transcript has 2 exons. The coding region runs from base 1 to 783 and encodes 260 amino acids.
AUGUUUAGGCGCCCGAGACAAACCGAGCCCGAUGGGCUCUCAACAAGACUGAGCGAAACGCUUCAACCCAUCACUGUGAUUCCCUGGUCAGCGCUCGCAAUGUGGUAUCUGGGCGUCCCCAUCGCUGUCGGGGCCCCCAUUAUUGUGGUGCAAGACGACGACUAUCCAGCCGCCAUAGCAAGGCUCGAGAGCGCAGGAUUCACCCGAAGUGUUCCAAAUCGUACCCCUGCGCCCGAAAUCAUGGAGGACCAUCCAAACCCACGGCAAAUGGUGGAGAAAAUAAAUGCUGGCUACAAGCGCUUGGAUCGGUCCUGUGCAGUAUUUGAUUAUCCACAUGGCGACCCGGAAGAGAAAGGCUUGCAGCUGUACUUGUUUCCGGACUCCUUUGCGCACCUUUUCCCGGAAGAAAAUAUCCCCGGCCCUUCAGCCGAAGUGAAAGAUACGGCGCCAACGGAGCGAUUCAACGCCUACGGUAAUUUGCGCUACGCACUGGAACAAGCCCUUGUGGAAAGUUUUGUUAAGGCUGCGAUCGAGGAAGAGUCCGAGACUGGCUUUUCGGCGUGGGGCGAGUCACUGAGGGGCUGGGUAUCUAUGAUGACAGGAUAUCUGGAGGUUGAUAAUGAUGUCCUUGAUCAUUGUUCGGAUCAACAGGCAGUGGAAUGGUAUAGUCACAACUUUGGUCGAAUCCGCGAGGCCAAAUUUGGUCCCAUGGAUCGGCGCAUUUCAAAACGUCUCGGCUCGGGAAAAGAGAUGCCAAUAGAUAUGAGGGGGAAUCGUAUUUGA